AUGUUUACCACGCUGAGGACAAGCCAGAGCUUCAGGUGUGUGUGGUGGCUGAGUGCUGUGCUUCUUCCUCUGGUCCAUGGAGACAACGCGCGUCAGGAGCGGCCAUCUUGCCAGCCAGGUUUCUACUGCCCUUUGGGGAACUUCACUCCAGUCCCGUGUCCCAGGGGAACCUAUGGGCCGACUUCCGGCGCCACGUCGAGCGACAGCUGUCUGAAGUGUCCUCCUCACCACUUCUGUCCCCGACCGGCCCUGAAGGCAUCUCUGCCCUGUGGCCCUGAGGCCCGGCAGCCUCUCUCUGGUCACGACACCUGUGUCUGUCUGGGAGAGGGACAGAGGUUCCAGAGCAGUGAUGGGCGGUGCCACUGCACCAUCAGCUACCAGCCGACCAGCCAAGGAGACGCGUGUGUACUCAAACUCUACGACGUCUGCAGAGACGGAAGAACUCGCACGCAGUACGGAGACUGUCUGGACCGACACCAGUGGUCACUUCACUGCAGGCAGCAGGUGUGUCCCUCUGCAGAGGACUACCGGGGUUACGACGGGGAGCUAGGUCUGUGUGUCUGCAGAGAGCCUCCUGGACGAGCUGCGUGUGGAGGCCUGUGCAGGAGGAGGCCGCCGGCUCCUGAGCUGAGGCUCCAGUGCCGGGCCGAUGGAGGCACGGAGCUGCUGCUGUGGGGCGAUGACAGUCAGGUCACCAGCGUCUCAGGCAGCGUGUUGGAGACGUUUUUUACGCCCUCUGACCCCGGAGGGUCUCCUCUGUGUGACACUCAUCCCAACUCCUCACAUGCUGUGUACGUUGUUCUCUCAACAGAGGCCGGCUUCCUCGGCCUCCUCGGCGGCCUCCCGAAGGAGCUCCAGCGACUCUUUCCUCUUCCCACGCAGCGGGACGCUCACAACUCAGCUGGAAGAGAUUUGGAUGUUUUGUGGGAGGUCACCGAAGGUCACAUCGAUUCCAGCAGCAGGAAGGGAAACAAGAGCGAAACCAACGAAGAAGAGAGAGAUUCAAGGGUAACGGGAGUCCUGAACCCCACCGCGUGUCUCCACCUGGGCGACGUGGUGCUCUUCACCGUGGACACGCGCCGCUUUCCUCAAUAUGACCUCGACAACUUGUACAACACAAACAGCGACUUCGACUGGGGCGCGUUCAGACGGCUGGAAGAGGAGCUGACUCUGUCUUGGACUCCUCCCGGGUUCUUCGCGGCGGUCUUCAGCCAGCCAGGCGUAUACGUCUUUACGCUGAGCAGCCAUCAGCACAAACACUUGUAUGUGCGGGUGAUGCCUGCAGGCGGCCAAUGUUACGAGGCCGGCCCCUUCUGGCCCUCCGUCCCUCGUCAUGUGACCAGGGUGGGAAUCAGGAGGAGACGCAACCUGUUGCUGAGGCCUGAUUGGCUGGUGACCGGAGGACUGCUAUUCGGAGCCGUGGUCAUCCUGUGUAUGUGUGUUACGCUGCUGAUCCUGUUCCGUGAAUACGGAUGGCCUGAGAAGCAGCCAAUCGGAGCGCGGUAUCGCUCGCUGCAGACGACCUAUCACCUGGACGACUACUCGUCUAAAGGCUCGCGGGUCGUCUCCCUGAGGAAGAUCCACCGGAACCAUCGGACCACACAAGAUUCCAUUCAGCCAGUCUGUGCAGAACCCUCGGAGGAGUUCUGGGACUACGAGCAGCAGGUGGACCUGGAGGCCUUCAGCAGCUCCACCUUCUACAGCCUGCUGCUCAAGCAGAGCCUCUCCGUCACCAGCCGGCUGGGCCAGCUCACCACCGAGGCCCGUGGCACACACAGAACAUCUGGAACCGGAGUGGUUCUUCAGAGUGAUGCCACAGAAGAACUAUUUUCUGGUUCCACGGAAAACCUUUCAAACCAGGUCAACAUAAUCUCUCACUUCACACAACAAGUUGCCGUCCCAGCCCUCAGGGCGGAUGUAAGUGGAGACGCCCCCCCCCCACCCAUACGUCCUGCCACAAUGCAUGCUGGGUAG
Pseudoliparis swirei is the source of this 1974-nucleotide messenger RNA. RefSeq lists its product as uncharacterized. Lineage: Eukaryota; Metazoa; Chordata; Actinopteri; Perciformes; Liparidae. The record is from RefSeq and is a predicted model, not a curated record. The transcript has 12 exons. The coding region runs from base 1 to 1974 and encodes 657 amino acids.